UGGUACCCAAGUGACCAGCGUAGUCAUCUCUUAGGAUGUUUGGUCGACUUGACGGAAAAUCCCAAAUGCUUCCCAUAUCUCGUGAGUUGGUCCGGGAUUCGCCCAUUGCACGCGAAUGAAGAAUCGUCACACCCGGACGGAUUGACCACGAUUGCGCAACUACUGUCCAGAGCCCCAGAUAUGGCCGCAUCAGCUGCUUUGUGUAAACUGAUUGAAAUGGCCACAAUUUCGUCAAAAACGUCCGAGCAACAAUCCACGGAAAUCACUGUAAAAGAAAACACACAAACGGUGCAACCAUUCACCAUUUUGGACUCCCAUUUCAAUGUCAUAAGUUGUGGACCGACGCUGGUUGAAUUGCUCUGUCAUUUGUGGCGUGCCGAAGAAGCACACGCAUCGAGUACAACUACGAACGCGCUACUGAACUCUUCCGGUAAGCGAAUCAAAUUUUAA
Molecule: messenger RNA, 450 nt
Organism: Echinostoma caproni
Lineage: Eukaryota; Metazoa; Platyhelminthes; Trematoda; Plagiorchiida; Echinostomatidae
Source: the annotation of a GenBank genome assembly